Molecule: messenger RNA, 2057 nt
Organism: Pogoniulus pusillus (Red-fronted tinkerbird)
Lineage: Eukaryota; Metazoa; Chordata; Aves; Piciformes; Lybiidae
Gene: VDAC2
Product: voltage dependent anion channel 2
Exons: 9
Coding region: 252-1103 (283 amino acids)
Biological process (GO): monoatomic anion transmembrane transport
Cellular component (GO): mitochondrial outer membrane
Molecular function (GO): voltage-gated monoatomic anion channel activity
Source: RefSeq, a predicted model, not a curated record
CCCGGGCGGCGGCCCUUCCAGCCUGCCGGCCGGCGUCACAACACAGCAGGAGAGGCAGGCGGCGGCUGAAGCGGCCCGAGCUGAUUGGGGUCCUGCGCGGCGGCGGCGGCGGGCGGGCGGAUCGGUGUCUCCUUCAGUUCGCCCUCCAGUGCCAGCGGCUGCAGCAGCGCGGCCUUCUAACGGAGAGAGCGUCCCGCACCCCCGGCCCUGCUCUGCCCGGCCUCGCUGGCCUCCCGCAUUAGCCAGCUCCAAUGGCGAUUCCUCCAUCCUACGUAGACCUUGGCAAAUCUGCCAGAGAUAUCUUCAAUAAAGGAUAUGGUUUUGGGUUGGUGAAACUGGAUGUGAAAACAAAAUCUGCAAGUGGAGUGGAAUUCACAACAUCUGGUUCAUCAAACACAGACACGGGAAAAGUGAAUGGGAGCUUGGAGACCAAAUACAAGUGGGCUGAGUAUGGGCUGACUUUCACAGAAAAAUGGAACACAGAUAACACUCUGGGAACAGAAAUUGCAAUUGAAGAUCAGAUUGCCAAAGGCUUGAAGUUGACAUUUGAUACAACUUUCUCACCAAAUACAGGAAAGAAAAGCGGUAAAAUUAAGUCAGCUUAUAAACGUGAAUGCCUAAACCUAGGUUGUGAUGUUGACUUUGAUUUUGCUGGGCCUGCAAUCCACGGUUCAGCUGUCUUCGGUUAUGAAGGCUGGCUUGCUGGUUAUCAGAUGACUUUUGAUAGUGCCAAAUCAAAAUUGACAAGAAAUAACUUCUCUGUGGGCUACAAGACCGGGGACUUCCAACUGCACACUAAUGUCAACGACGGUUCAGAGUUUGGUGGGUCAAUUUACCAGAAAGUGAGCGAUAAUCUUGAAACUGCUGUGAACUUGGCAUGGACAGCAGGCAGCAACAGCACUCGCUUUGGCAUUGCAGCUAAGUACAAGCUGGAUUCCACUGCUUCUAUCUCUGCAAAAGUAAACAAUUCUAGUCUAGUUGGAGUGGGUUAUACCCAGACCCUGAGGCCAGGUGUGAAGCUUACACUUUCCGCCCUGAUAGAUGGAAAGAGCAUCAAUGCUGGUGGCCAUAAACUUGGUCUUGGCCUGGAAUUGGAGGCUUAAAAAGGAGAAGAAACUCUUGCAGAGAAGGGAUAUCAGAAGAAUUUGGCCUUAAAAUGUAUUUCCAAUGUGACCAGGCUUUUUUUUUCCCCAAGAAGGAUGACCUAGAACAAGAGCUGUAUUUGAAGUAUUUAGACAGUUACUUGUUAGCUGGUUUCUAGUUAAAUUGGUUACCCAUCUAGUGAAAAUUCUGCAUUAGUGCAGUCACCUAAACAUUAUUUAAAUGUAUUUAACUGUUUAAUGCGCUACCCACAAAUAAUGAAAUAGACAUUUAUGAAAACUGUACAAUUGUGUGCAUGUUUGUUUUUAUGUUCCUUUUAACAUUCAGUAUUGCCAUUGAAUGAAAAAUGGAUCAGUGGAUGUUUUUAAAUGAGGUCAACAAUUUUGUUAAAUCACCUGAAGGAGAAAUACAUUUGGUAUCCCAAGAGAAGUCAUGAAUAAAACAAGUACACACACAUAUUUGUGCCUCAGAUACUUUAAGAUAUGAGGGUAGUGCUAAAUUAAAUGUUUUAAGCUUGAACUUGAAAUAAUCCAAGUAGUGCUCUAUGCCAUUGUGCAGUUAAGGACCUCCACCCCACCCAUGACAACAGUGAAUAUAGAUGGUUUUCAUUGAACAGCUGGAUUCCUCAAGCAAUUCGAAUGUGCUUUUCUGUCAGGUAAGAUUUGUCAUGACACAGUGGUGUUCCACAGGCAAGAUUUACUGCAUUACUGGUUGGCUUCCUGAUGCAGAGUGCAGAAUUAUGUACUUGAUGCACUGAAUCACUUAAGAACUUGAUACUUCUGCCCAAGGGGUGAAAAACCUCACCACAAACACACCUUUUGCUUAUAUUUGUAUGAAGUGAGAUGUGUGUCUGCAACUGAAUGUAACAGUGUAACCGUAUAGCAGUCUGCUUAUCCCAACUGCUAUGAGAAGUUUCUGCUUAAAAUGACUGAAAUAAAGGCUUAACUUUAAAAGAA